CUCUGGGCACAGGACGCAGGCAGUGUGGGACUCACACAUGCCCUGCUCCCUGGGGACGGAUUUCAUCCAAUCUCCGGCCACCCCCCACACAGCCCCAUGGCCCCCAACCCACUGCUGCCACCAGACAGUGCAACCCUACAGGGGCCCUCAGCCACCAUCCCCCAGCCUCGUGGCAAGGUGCCUAUGUCAUCCUAUGUCCCUGAGUUGCCCCAGAGGCUGCAGGGCAGGCGGCCAAUGCCAUCAGGCCGCUUGGUGGUGGCCCUGCAGCGUCCCCUGGGUGAGCAGCAGCAGGCAGUGGGCAGCCGCCUGCAGCCCGGAGCAGGGCAGGGACAGAGCAGUGGUCACUCAGUCACCUUCACACUAAGUGACCUAUCCCGGGCAGAGCCACCAAGCAGGGGUUGUCCUCCAUGUGGCAGCCAGGUGGCCACAGCCAUCCUAAAGGAGCAGAUGACACAGACCGAGCCCUGCACGGUAGUUUUGUCACCUCACAUGAUUGAUGUGGGGACCCAAUUGCCCCAAGAUCCUUGUGCCACCCACCCCACCGUCUGCACCCCAACCCCACCACCACCUCGCAGCCCCAUCACCAACCCCAAACCACCCCGCAGAGCUCUGCGGCCACUUGUGCACAAAUCCAUUUCCCGAUGCUCAGGGCACCAGGACCCCAUGGAGCAGGGCUCCUUGUCCCCACAGCCCCCUCCAGCCCAGCCCAGCAGGGAGCAGAAUGAGCACCUGUGUGUGCUGCACCACAGGGCUGAGCAGAUGGCACACCAGCACCCAGCACCUUUCCAGCUGUCACCUCCCACCAGGGACAUGGGCACCCAGGCCAGCUCUGUGCCCGUGAACCCACACCCUGAUCCUAGGUCCCCAAAAGCCCCCUGUGCCUGUUGUCCCCAGCACUGCCCUGCUGUCCCCUUGCCCUGGGAUGUCUCCACCACCAGGGCUCUGUCCAAGCCUGAUCGCAGCUCAGCUUGGUGGCCCCUGCUGCACUCACUGCACGCUGUCACCCCGUGCCCCGUGUCCCCAGUGAUGGAGCCGAGCACUUCCAAGAGCAGCCCUGUGGAGGUGGAUGCCAUUGCAGAAGUCCCGACAGGCAGAGGUGGCUUCAGUGAGGAUGUGGCAAUGUGUGACAGAGCUCCUGCCACCACCCUGCUGCAGGACAACGGCUCCAAGAACUUUGCCUGUGGUGUUGAUGUUGGGCACAAGGUGGACAAGGAGCUGGCCACUGAAUUUAAGACGACCUUCAUGGUCAUGACUGACAAGGGGAACACCGACUUCUUCUGGAACCUGAAAGAUGAGGAGAUCAAGCGCUUCCUGAAGGAGGACUCAGAAGAGGCUGAGCUCACCCAAUUCCUCAGGGACUGCCCUCCUGCUGACAGCCCCCGCAAAGUGGAGCCCCCUGAGGGUCGGCGGGAUUCUGGCCACCCCCUCUGUGGGAGGGCCCCUGGUGAGGAGCCUACUGAUGAGCACGACGUGCGGUCCUUCUCUCGCCCCCGGCCCUUGGACACCCAGCAGCUCAUCAUGGCCCCCCCACCGCCAAGCCCCUCACGGCCGCGCAGCCCCUGGGGGCAGCUGGACCCCUACGAUUCCUCUGAGGAUGACAAGGAGUAUGUGGGCUUCGCCACGCUUCCCAACCAAGUCCAUCGCAAGUCAGUGAAGAAGGGCUUUGACUUCACGCUGAUGGUGGCAGGGGAAUCUGGGCUGGGCAAAUCCACCCUCGUCAACAGCCUCUUCCUGACAGACAUGUACAGGGACCGCAAGCUUCUCAACGCUGAAGAGCGCAUCACGCAGACGGUGGAGAUCACCAAGCACGUGGUGGAUAUCGAGGAGAAGGGUGUCAAGCUGCGCCUGACCAUUGUAGACACGCCAGGCUUUGGUGAUGCUGUCAACAACACUGAGUGCUGGAAGCCGGUGGCUGACUACAUUGACCAGCAGUUUGAGCAGUACUUCCGCGAUGAAAGUGGCCUCAAUCGCAAGAACAUCCAGGACAACCGUGUGCACUGCUGCAUCUAUUUCAUCUCGCCCUUUGGCCAUGGCCUCCGGCCCCUGGAUGUGGAGUUCAUGCGGGCGCUGCACCAGCGUGUGAACAUCGUGCCUGUACUCGCCAAGGCUGACACCUUGACACCCGCCGAGGUGGAACGGAUGAAGAAUAAGAUCCGGGAGGAGAUCGACCACUAUGGGAUCCGCAUCUAUCAGUUCCCUGAGUGCGACUCGGAUGAGGAUGAGGAGUUCAAGCUGCAGGACCAAGCACUGAAGGAGAGCAUCCCCUUUGCUGUCAUCGGCAGCAACACGGUGGUGGAAGCCAAGGGACGGCGUGUCCGUGGGAGGCUCUACCCCUGGGGCAUCGUGGAAGUGGAGAAUCCAUCUCACUGUGACUUUGUGAAGCUGCGCACCAUGCUGGUGAGGACCCACAUGCAGGACCUGAAGGAUGUGACGCGUGAGACGCACUACGAGAACUACCGCACGCAGUGCAUCCAGAGCAUGACCCGCAUGGUGGUGAAGGAGAGGAACCGCAACAAGCUGACACGGGAGAGCGGCACGGAUUUCCCCAUCCCUGUUAUCCCCCCGGUGCCGGACUCGGAGACGGAGAAGCUCAUCCGGGAGAAGGAUGAAGAGCUGCGGCGGAUGCAGGAGAUGCUGCAGAAGAUCCAGAAGCAGAUGAAGGACUCCCACUAACCACCCCCCCCUUCUUCCUCCUCCUCCUCCUCCUCCGGCCGUGCCCCACGCGGAUCAGAAAUGUUUACAUCAUGCUCCAUCCCAGCCAAGCUCUGAGACUCGGUACCAACAACACCUCUCACCUUAAGCUGCUGCAGUGUCGCCUUAUGGACUUGGGGACGGCGAGGGGAUGGGGUGCACCUCCCAAGUUCCCCCAUACACUGUCCCAGUCCCUUCUGCACCCCCUGGGCUGGGUGCAGUGUUGUCCCCAUGGCUUUGGCUCCCUCUGUGUCCUCCCCACCCCGGGUAUUUUCAAGAGGUCACAACUACCCUGUUGCCCAUGGUCUUGUCCCUGUGUCACCUGGGGCUGCCUGCUCAUGCUGUGAAGGAAGA
Molecule: messenger RNA, 3045 nt
Organism: Phasianus colchicus (ring-necked pheasant)
Lineage: Eukaryota; Metazoa; Chordata; Aves; Galliformes; Phasianidae
Source: RefSeq, a predicted model, not a curated record